UCCGUGAUCGAACCACUGCAUCCGGUAAGCCGGAAUGGUCUGUCGUUGGAUGAGACAGAGGCGUGGCGCAGUAUAGAAGAUAGAAAUGCAGGGCUGAGUCGAAAGAGCUGGAAUGCCACGAUGAGAGAGGGAGUGGAGUUCGGAUCCUGAGAAGUGGAGAGACCGAUGAGGGUUCUGAGCGAAUAGCGAAAGGGAAAGCAACGAGAUAUAAAAGGGUCGCGGACGGAGGCCGAGUCAGUUCAGAUCGUCCUCUAAACUCGAUCAACAUCAGUAUCAGAGAACAGACUCCUCAAGACUUCCAACUUCCUCUUCAAAACACCAUGAAGCUCCUCGCUAUCCUCUCCGCUCUUCCCUUCCUUGCUGCUGCCGAGGACCUCGUCUGGUGUGGCAAUGCCCGGUACUACCCGUCCAAGUACACUUGCUUCGAUGGCUUCCUCUGCCCCAAGACGAACGGCGAAGUCUACCUGAAGUGCGGCACGGCCUGCUACAGCACCAGGACCUAUUAUUGCGACUCGAACCAGCAGCUGCAGAUCUACAAGCCCGGACCAGAGCCGAUUCUCUACUGCGGUGGACAGCCGUAUUAUCCGAGCAAGUACGCCUGCUACGACACCAACUUCCUCUGCCCGAUCCUGAACGGCUCGCCCACUCUUCGCUGCGACAAGGCUUGCUACAACCCGAACGAGUACUCGUGUGUCAACGGCAAGCUGAGCAAGCCUACGUAGGUGCGAUAGCUAUGCUGCGGACCUUCUAAGGUGUGGCGAAGAUGCGAUGA
Messenger RNA from Trematosphaeria pertusa, 772 nucleotides. Its product is annotated as carbohydrate-binding module family 52 protein. Gene Ontology annotation, molecular function: carbohydrate binding. NCBI's taxonomy places the organism in Eukaryota, Fungi, Ascomycota, Dothideomycetes, Pleosporales, Trematosphaeriaceae. The transcript is spliced from 3 exons. Bases 321 to 722 code for a protein of 133 amino acids. The record is from RefSeq and is a predicted model, not a curated record.